GGUAAUGCCCCCUAAGGACUUGUAUCUUUGAACCAAAAGUUCAAAUCUUUCCUAUGUUUGGCCAAAUCAACACCACCACCCAAACCAUCAAAGCUUUGAAUUGUGCCAUUUCUCUCUCUCUCUCUCUCUCUCUUUUCCUAAUACACACAGAUAUAGAGAGAUAAAGAGGAAGGGAAAGGGAAAGAAAGAGAAAGAGAGAGAGGUCAUGAUCAAGGUCUGGUUUUUCCCACCAAGGUCUUGAUCUGUCUCGUCAUCACCAAAUCCAUUUUGAUCUCAAUCUUUUCCAAUUCCAAUCAACGCCCACUUUGAUUUUCACAAUUAUAUAACCAAGAACCCAUCAAUAUUUUUAGUAUUUUGAUUUGGGUUUUCAUUUUUCUUUUCUUUCUUUUUCGUUUCUUUCCUUGGCUAGAUGUUAUAAUGGCUUCGCGACCAUUCAGGCAUUUCGUUGAACAAGAAUUGGGCAAAUUCCCACACUUUGUGAUAUAUGCAAUUCUUGAAUGGAUACUGAUAAUUUUUCUAUUCAUUGAUGGCUUUCUUGCUUUUAUUUCCAAUGAAUUCGCCAAGGUCUUUGAAUUAAAGAUUCCCUGUUUGCUCUGCACGAGGAUUGACCACAUUCUUGUCCACAAAAACUCUAAUUCUUGCUACAAUGACUCCAUUUGUGAGAUUCACAAGAGGGAUAUCUCGUCCCUCGCCUACUGUCACGUGCACCGGAAGCUCUCUGACAUCCGAGGAAUGUGUGAGGGGUGCCUCCUCUCAUUUGCAACCGAGAAAGAAUCUGAUACAGACACCUACAAGUCCCUAGCUGGGGUUCUACACAAGGAUAUAGAUAAUUUUGCUGAGGAUGAUCAGAGGGUUGGUUUGAAAUAUCAAGCAGGAAAGAGAGAUGAUGUGGUGAGAGUUGAGAAGAGUGAAUUUCAACCAUGUUCUUGUUGUGGAGAGGCCUUGAAGAUGAGGCCUUCUUCGAAGACUAUGACUCGGAGUUCUUCAAUCAAUGCAAGGCUUCUUUCACAAGUGCCUGCACCAUCUCCACGUGCACCGAUGGUGACAUGGAAGAACGAGGACUCGCGCAACUUGGAGUUGCCUCAUAUUCGUUUAAUGGCGCUCAAGUUUAUGUCGGAAAAUGAAUCAGAGCUUCCAGAGGAUGAGUUUGGCUCUAAUCUAGAUCAAUCUUGUAGAGAAGGCAACAAAAAUGAAGAUAUAAUUGAAGAACCUAAGACCCCAAGUUUCAUGAGAGGAAACAGAUUUUUUGGAAUCCCACUUACAGAUUCAGCAUCAGCCAGUCCUAGGUUUGCUUCAAGGCUUACUAAGAAGCUGCAACUCGAGAAGUCAGAGUUCUUUUCAGAGCCUAAUGACAUGAACGCCAUGAACGAAGCAGAAGGUGACUCAAUCUUGCAUCGAUUGAAGAGACAAGUUCGAUUGGAUCACAAGUCACUGAUAGCAUUGUACAUGGAAUUGGACGAAGAACGAGCUGCUUCUGCUGUUGCAGCAAACAACGCGAUGGCCAUGAUCACGCGGUUGCAAGCAGAGAAAGCUUCCGUUCAAAUGGAAGCGUUGCAGUAUCAGAGGAUGAUGGAGGAGCAAGCUGAGUACGAUCAAGAAGCACUUCAAGUGCUGAAGGAUUCGCUUGUCAAGAGAGAGGACGAGAUUAAGGUUUUAGAGGCUGAACUCGAGACCUAUAGAGAAAAAUAUGGUUACAUAAAUAGAGUGAGUAGUGAUGAGUGUGAUGUUGAUGCUGAUGAAGAUUACCAAGUGUUCAAAUCGCAAUCUUUCUCAUCUGUGAGCGAGAAGUCUGAUCGUGGUGUGGAUCAUGAUGGAGAAAACAAGCAUAAUCUUACACCUUCCAGGCUUUUUCAAGAAGAAAGCGGAGAGAGGAGCCUUGAUGAAUCAUCCCUAGAUUUUGAAGGCGAGAGGGAUUAUCUUUUGGGUAUGUUGAAAAACUUGGAGGAGAAAAUCAAUGAGUCGCCUGGCUCUGACACGGUAAAUCAUGAAGAUGAACAUACAGGGAGUGAAAAUAAGGCGAUCCUUACGAGAGAAGUGUCGCUUAUAAGGAAGAGACUGAGAGCAAUCGAAGCAGAUAGUGGUUUCUUAAAGCAUGCGGCUACGACACUCCAGAAGGGCGAUGAAGGAACGAAGCUUUUAACAGAGAUAGCUCUUCAUCUCCGGAAGAUUAGACACUCGUUGAAACUGCCCUCGGAGGAUAUAGAUGCAUGACUCUCUGUCCUAAUUUCUUUGAAGGUACUUGCCAUUGUUGUGUUGUGCUUCUCACAAUUGUUGUAACUUAAUCUAAGAGGCAGAUAACAGAUGAUGUAGUUAGGCAUUUUGUGAUUUUGUUUACAUCACAUACAAUUUGCAUAUAUAAGGCUAAAAAAAAUUGAAAUGUCUUAGUAGUAUGUGAGAAAUCAAAUAAUCAAUACAUUUUGAUGUUCAGUAAUUGCCCUUAUCAUCUCUCUCGAG
Camellia sinensis is the source of this 2454-nucleotide messenger RNA. Its product is annotated as putative myosin-binding protein 6. The record is from RefSeq and is a predicted model, not a curated record. NCBI's taxonomy places the organism in Eukaryota, Viridiplantae, Streptophyta, Magnoliopsida, Ericales, Theaceae. Gene Ontology annotation, molecular function: myosin binding.